AUGGAAUCCUUCCGCGAGUUGCCAUUCGAAUUAACAGAGGAUUUCCUAUUAUUCCCCCCAGCCUGAUUAGCUGCAUGCAGUAGUCGAGUGACAUGACUAUGGAGGUUUUCAAUCUGAUCAAGAUAAUGCGCUCGAUUGAUUUUGCACAGCAUCACCUGGCUUAUAUGUCCCACAAUUGCGCACCAGAGAAGAGUAAAAUUGUCUAGUGAUUGUUUCCAAGCGACAUCAAAUAGCACGAUAGACGAGGCAGCGGCGUAGUAAGAGAAACUCUCGUAUUCGAGGAGAAUUUCUUCUCUUCGACGCUCCCAUUUGCGUCGAUUAAUCUGCUUCUCUGCCCGACGGAGAUUCCGCCGAUGCCGUUUCUCUGCGGCUGAGGCCGCACCUUCACUGUCCCCAUCUUCACUCUCUUCCGAUUCAUCAGACUGA
Messenger RNA from Rodentolepis nana, 426 nucleotides. Lineage: Eukaryota; Metazoa; Platyhelminthes; Cestoda; Cyclophyllidea; Hymenolepididae. The record is from the annotation of a GenBank genome assembly.